AUGACUGCAAGUGAGAGCGAAGACAGUGACGAUUCAGAAGACAUGGAGGAGAUUAACCCACUAAAUAGCUCAUUGUAAGUUCAGACCUUAAAGUGCCACUGUGACCAAAUUUUCAUUUCUGUUUUUUUUCCAUGAUUGUGAAGAAUGCAUAUAAAGAAGCUGUCACGCAAAAUUUUAGCAUGAUAUCUUAUAUUUUGCCUGAGUUAUACGACGAUGAAGUUCGAAUUUUGGCGGCCGCCAUUAAAAUCCGCCAUAUUGGAAAGUUCAAGUGUUCGGGAGUCUUUGACGUCAUAGUCUCAACACAUGCUGGGCAUGCAACAUAAAAAUAUAUACGCGACUAUAGUAAAACCACGGUAAAACUCGAUCAUGCCUUCGUCGCGUUGUGCUGUACAAGAUUGCAGCAAUACUUCUGACAAAAACGCGGGUAGAUCAUUGCAUAAGGGCCCAAAUGACGAAUCUUUGAGAAGAAUAUCGGUUAGAUUUGUGCAAACUAAGCACGCCAAUUUUUAUCUAAGCUCGCGGGAAAUUCGAUUCAUGAUUUGUUUGGACCAUUUUUCAAAGGAUUGUUUUUGAGCGUUUAUUUCAUUUGGAUGGUUUGCAAAGACGAAUAAACCAGAUUCUGUGCCUACUAUUUGGAGGAAAGCGCCUGCGCAGCUAACAACAAGAGACAGGCGUAAAGUCAGAUAUCAUAUGAAUAUAUUUUAGCUACAUACAUAACUUUACAUAAUCUGAUAAGUCCAGAUCAAUUAUAAAUUCACGCGACAAGUGUUGUUCUCAUAUUAUUGAAAAUAGGUUUAAAUUUUAAACGAGUUGGGCGAAACUGCAAAGACUGAUACAAACAAGGAUGAACCAUCGAGCUGUUUUUUCAAACUCCGUGUAAGCUCGCUGAUCAGUGUUCAGGAAUGUUGAUCAUAUUUUAUUGUAACAACAACACAGUAAUGUGAGAUGCCUUGAACUGCCCGUAAAAUCUCAUACCAAACCCACGAACUGUCUGUAGAAAACUGCGCGUAAGAACCUAUAAAAUAUAUAAUAUUAAGUAAAUGGGCGCGCACAAUAUGUUAAUGCUUGUUUAAUAACAACAUCGGCAUAGUAGGCAUGCUUCAGGUUGACAGCAAUGACCACAUUCACACCUUAUAAAAAAAUGCAAAAUAGAAGUUCAGAGAUACGUUUUAAUUUAUUACUCCGGCAAAUAAGAACACAAACUUACCAAGACGAUACAUCAACAUGCAUGGCUUCAAAACGAUUUUGUAACAUAUUUUCGAGCUGUUCGUCUUCUGCUACAGCUUCGUCGACCUCAUACUCGGCUACCUCUUCAGGCAAGGCAAGCGGCUCCAGCAAUAGUCAGCAAUAGUAUCAUCAAAAUAUCAAAUGGCAAAAAUUCAUUGUCAAGUUCGCUUGAAUUCGCUGUUAUAUGUCUUAUAUAAACAGAUGAGAUGCGGGAGAAUCUGUUUCAGACAAAUACUCCAAAACGCUAUUAGAUCGCGACGAAACUGACAUUUUAGUUCUUGAAAUACAUGCGAUGCUCUACGUUUGCUCACUAAUUCUACUUGUGCCCUUGCGGUGUGUUGAGACUAUGACGUCAGAAGCCUCUCGUGACAACAUAAAAUCAAGAUGGCGGAUUUUAAUGGCGGACAGCGAUUUUGGACAUUUCAAAUGCUCGUAACUCCGUGGUUGUUAAUCAUGUUCGCCUGAAAUUUUACACAAGCAUUUUUGGUGCAAUAAUAAAGUCGUUGCUAGCAAAAAAGGGAAUUUUCUCGAUGAUGAAUUUUCGUCACAGUAGCACUUUAAAAUAUAUAAAAACAAUUCAAAAGAACAGCUCACAAGUUUUAGGUUUGUGUACAGUAUUUGUCAUGUGAAAUGACUCAACAUGCCAAGUUUAAACCUAUAUACUUUCAUUUAGCUUUUAUACCAUAUUUUGUACUGUAUCAAUCGUCUGUGCUGAAAUGUUAUACUUUCUACAACAAGUAAUAUAAGUAUCGUUCUAAGGAAUUUUCACAAUUGGCAUUUAAUUUGCACUUAGAAUGUAACUGUUCCUUUGUUUGUCAUUUUAUUAUUGUCAUUUUUUUAUAGGCUCCAAGUUGAUGACCUUGAGAAAACGUCCCUUGAAAGUGAGGUGUAUGAUCUGGAUGUUGAAGGGCAGGAUGAUAUCGGAAAAGACAUAUCAGAGCAAGUGUCUAGCUCCACUAACAACGAAGACACCGAAGUGGAAAUCAUACAACCUGCAAAUAUUUUCAAGACAGAGUACUGUAUUGCAGCAGCAACACAAUUGAUACGUUUACCCUACAGAGUUCAUGGCGAAAUAUGUAAGCGACCUGGAUGUGACGAACUACUUGAAUUCCAAGAAACAUAUCAUGGCACAUGUCUUGUGGUUACCUGGAAGUGUUAUGCAUUGCAUUUUGGUGGAAGGUGGGCCUCUCGACUGACUUGUGCUGGUCUUCGGGCGGGGAAUUUGUUGUUGGCGGCAGCAAUUGCUCUUUCUGGUAAUUCACACACCAAAAUUGGCUUCCUUUUCAAGGUCAUGAAUAUGACAUACAUAUCCCAGUUGUUGUAUAAUCAAUAUCAGAGCUUAAACAAUGCUCCCACUGUUGAGGAAUAUUGGAAAGAAAUGAAAGAAGAAGCAUGGAAAGAAAGGGAAGGGAAAGACAUUAUUCUCAGUUCUGAUGGGCGCAAUGACUCUCCUGGUCAUUGUGCACAAUACCUAACAUUCUUUUGCAGAUAUGGAGUCAAAAACCAUCUUAAAUUUGAAUAUUGUGGAAGAUAGAGAAGUCGAGGGGAGAAAAAGCAUGAAUAUGGAAAGAGUCGGUUUUGAGAGAGGGCUUGACGAGUUGCUGACUUCAACCAUGAAAAUAGAGGAACUUGUCACAGAUGGUCAUCUGGGAAUCAGUGCAAUGAUGAGUAUGUUACAAUUGAACUAUUAAGAAAUAAUUAUAUAGAAUGUAUGGUUGAUCACAAAUCUUGUAUCCAUUGUUUUAUGUUUUAGAGCCAAAACAGCCAUUAUGUUGAGACAAAUGUAUCAAUAUGUUUGUAAUAAUCAUGCAAGCCUAUAAAAGACAAAAUACACUUCUUGAUACUUCAACAACCAUAUUUGUUUUUUUUUAUCAGCUUAUGUGAUCAUUGACAUUACAUACAAAUAUUAUAUAUAUUAUAUAUAUAUAUAUAUUGAAAAGUGAAAUUAUCUGGCAUUAGACAGAUGAAAAUAAUAAAGUAGGGCGCAUCAGGUUGGAAUGCGACUUAAUGGGUUAAUUAAUUAGUUAAAUCUUAUAAAUUGACAUGUUUGACUUAUAAUAUUAACCCAUUUACUAAUAACUAGUACCGUACCAUUGAUGAGUAUAGAAUACUAAAGAAAUGAACAAUCUCAGCAUAUUGCCAGUUCAUAAUGGGUUCUACAAAUUGUGGUUACCAUUUAGACAAUUACUAACUCUGAAUGUGAUGUGAUAUUCCAAUUUAUUAUCUUCACAUAUUAUAUUGAUUGUAUAAUUAUUUAGAGAAUUCAGUUAAAUAUAAAGAUAUUGUUCACCAAUGGGAUGUUUGGCAUGGUGGUAAGAACCUUGGAAAGAAAGUUAUUGCAGUAAGUACUGUAGCCACUAAGAUACUUGAUUUGUUUGAACUGGACAAAUGGUUUUGAUAAUAUUCACUUGUAGCUUAAUACACAGAAUGAUACCGGUGCUAAAUUGUUCAAUUAAAAUCUGAUACAAUGAUGUUUCAAUUGAUAUAUAAAGGUGUUAUUUGUGGUUUCAUUCAUUCUGUGCCAGGAUAAAUUUCAAUGAAUGAUCUCAUCAAACCAGUGCCAUAGCCAGAAUGAUAAUUGUGGGGGGGGGGGGACAUAUUCAUAUAUUCAUGUUCACAUACCAUAAAAACAAUUGAUUUCAAAGGAAAUUAAUAAAGCAGAACACGAAUAUAUGAAUAUGUGCCCCCCCCCCCAUUACCGUUCUGGCUACGGCACUGCAUCAAACUAUUGUUAAUACAGUAUAUAUGACAUUGACGUUCUGUAUAUAGGCUAGCAAAGAAAAAGGAAAUGAUGAACAUGGGUUAGUUCAGUAUGCAACCAUUUUUGGUAUUGUAGUCAGGAGUGUGGUCGCAACACAGAGGACUUCAAAGUAA
Messenger RNA from Paramuricea clavata, 4101 nucleotides. The record is from the annotation of a GenBank genome assembly. NCBI's taxonomy places the organism in Eukaryota, Metazoa, Cnidaria, Anthozoa, Malacalcyonacea, Plexauridae.